Microthlaspi erraticum is the source of this 1407-nucleotide messenger RNA. NCBI's taxonomy places the organism in Eukaryota, Viridiplantae, Streptophyta, Magnoliopsida, Brassicales, Brassicaceae. The record is from the annotation of a GenBank genome assembly.
AUGGUUCGCUCCCUAAGCACUAAGAAGGCAAAGAGGAAGAACAAGAAGAAGGAAGCUGCGUCCUCUUCCGAGAUGCCUUCGAUGCCAACUAGGGUUUGGCAACCAGGUGUCGAUACGCUCGAAGAUGGUGAAGAGCUUCAGUGCGACGCUUCUGUUUACAAUUCACUUCAUGGGUUCCAUGUUGGCUGGCCCUGUUUGAGUUUCGACAUUGUGGGUGAUAAGUUGGGUUUGAAUCGAACUGAGUUUCCUCACACAUUGUAUAUGGUGGCUGGUACUCAGGCUGAGAAAGCAGCCUAUAACUCCAUAGGAUUAUUCAAAAUCAGCAACAUAUCUGGUAAGAGACGUGAUGUAGCGCCCAAGACGCUAGGGAAUGGUGAUGAUGAUAUGGAAGAUGAAGAUGAGAGUGACAGCGAUGAGGAAAGCGAAGAUGGAGCUUCCAGUGUUCCUAAUAUUCAGGUUCGCAGGGUUGCUCAUCAUGGAUGUGUUAACCGCAUACGUGCAAUGCCACAAAAUUCUCAUAUCUGUGUCUCUUGGGCAGAUUCUGGUCAUGUGCAGGUGUGGGACUUGGCCUCUCAUCUUAAUGCUAUAGCAGGGUCAGACACAGAAGGCAAAGAUGGAACUUCGCCGGUUCUUAACCAAGCACCUUUAGUUAACUUUUCUGGACACAAAGAUGAAGGAUAUGCUAUUGAUUGGAGUCCUGCUCUCGCUGGAAGACUUCUUUCCGGGGAUUGCAAGAGUAUGAUUCAUCUUUGGGAGCCAGCUGCUGGUUCAUGGACCGUUGAUCCUGUUCCGUUCAAAGGACACACUGCAAGUGUUGAAGACUUACAGUGGAGUCCAUCUGAAGAAAACGUGUUUGCGUCGUGUUCUGUGGAUGGGACUGUUGCAGUUUGGGAUGUCCGAGUCGGAAAGACGCCUGCGUUAUCCAUCAAGGCACAUAAAGCAGACGUGAAUGUUAUCUCAUGGAACAGGUUGGCUACUUGCAUGUUGGCCUCAGGGGCCGAUGACGGGACAUUCUCUAUCCAUGAUCUUAGACUGGUCAAGGGUGGAGAUGCUGUAAUAGCACAUUUUGAGUAUCAUAAGCAUCCUAUCACGUCGAUUGAGUGGAGCGCUCAUGAAUCCUCGACACUUGCAGUCACUUCCGGCGAUAACCAGCUCACGAUAUGGGAUUUGUCGUUAGAGAAGGAUGAGGAAGAGGAAGCAGAGUUCAAAGCACAGACAAAGGAACAAGUGAACACACCUCAAGACUUGCCUCCUCAGCUUCUCUUCGUUCACCAGGGACAAAAGGACUUGAAGGAGCUUCACUGGCACAACCAGAUUCCAGGGAUGAUCAUUUCAACAGCUGCUGAUGGUUUCAACAUUUUGAUGCCUUACAACAUCCAGAACACUCUUCCUGAUCUUGCUGCCUGA